UGGCGGCCAUGUUGGGAGCAGCAGGUCCGGCGGCGGCUGCCUGGGUGCCGGGCGCGGAGCAGUGCCGCUGAGGGCAGGGGAGGAGCGAGGCAGGCGGCCGGCUGCGGCGGCAGAGAGUAGGCGGAGCGGCGCGGCCCGGCCGAAAGGCGGCACAGCCCAGCCGGGGGUCGGGGGGGUGCGGUCCGGAGCCGCUCGGAGCCGGCGCGGCCUAGCCCGAGCGGCGCAUCCCCGGGCUGGCGUGAGCGGCAGCCCGGCCUCCCCGCACCCCCGGCCGGGGCCCAUGCGGCGGGUGCCCCUGCUGUGAGAAGCCCCGCCCGGCCGGGCUCCGCGCCUUCCCUUCCCUCCCUUCCUCCAAGCUUCUCGGUUCCCUCCCCCGAGAUACCGGCGCCAUGUCCAGCGCCCGGACCCCCCUACCCACGCUGAACGAGAGGGACACCGAGCAGCCCACCUUGGGACACCUCGACUCCAAGCCCAGCAGUAAGUCCAACAUGCUGCGGGGCCGCAACUCAGCCACCUCUGCUGACGAGCAGCCCCACAUUGGCAACUAUCGACUCCUCAAGACCAUCGGCAAGGGUAACUUUGCCAAGGUGAAGCUGGCUCGGCACAUCCUGACCGGGAAAGAGGUAGCUGUGAAGAUCAUUGACAAGACUCAGCUGAAUUCCUCCAGCCUCCAGAAACUGUUCCGUGAAGUAAGAAUAAUGAAGGUUUUGAAUCAUCCCAACAUAGUUAAGUUAUUUGAAGUGAUCGAGACUGAAAAAACGCUCUACCUUGUCAUGGAGUAUGCUAGUGGAGGAGAGGUGUUUGAUUACCUAGUGGCUCAUGGCAGGAUGAAAGAGAAAGAGGCCCGAGCCAAAUUCCGCCAGAUAGUGUCUGCUGUGCAGUACUGUCACCAGAAGUUUAUUGUUCAUAGAGACUUAAAGGCAGAAAACCUGCUCUUGGAUGCUGAUAUGAACAUCAAGAUUGCAGACUUUGGCUUCAGCAACGAAUUCACCUUUGGGAACAAGCUGGAUACCUUCUGUGGCAGUCCCCCUUAUGCUGCUCCAGAGCUCUUCCAGGGCAAAAAAUACGAUGGACCUGAGGUGGAUGUGUGGAGCCUGGGAGUUAUCCUCUAUACACUGGUCAGCGGAUCCCUGCCUUUUGAUGGACAGAACCUCAAGGAGCUCCGGGAGCGGGUACUGAGGGGGAAAUACCGUAUUCCGUUCUACAUGUCCACAGACUGUGAAAACCUGCUUAAGAAAUUUCUCAUUCUCAAUCCCAGCAAGAGAGGCACUUUAGAGCAAAUCAUGAAAGAUCGAUGGAUGAAUGUGGGUCACGAAGAUGAUGAAUUAAAGCCUUAUGUGGAGCCACUCCCUGACUACAAGGACCCCAGGCGGACAGAGUUGAUGGUGUCCAUGGGUUACACACGGGAAGAGAUCCAGGACUCGCUGGUGGGCCAGAGGUACAAUGAGGUGAUGGCCACCUACCUGCUCCUGGGCUACAAGAGCUCUGAGCUGGAAGGUGACACCAUUACCUUGAAGCCCCGGCCUUCAGCUGAUCUGACCAAUAGCGGUGCCCCUUCCCCCUCCCACAAGGUACAGCGCAGCGUCUCAGCCAACCCCAAACAGCGGCGCUUUAGCGACCAGGCUGGUCCUGCCAUCCCCACUUCCAAUUCCUACUCUAAGAAGACGCAGAGUAACAACGCAGAAAACAAGCGGCCUGAGGAAGACCGGGAGUCGGGGCGGAAGGCGGGCAGCACGGCCAGAGUGCCCGCCAGCCCCCUGCCUGGCCUGGAGAGGAAGAAGACCACCCCCACCCCCUCCACGAACAGCGUCCUCUCCACCAGCACAAAUCGAAGUAGGAAUUCCCCACUUUUGGAGAGGGCCAGCCUUGGCCAGGCCUCCAUCCAGAAUGGCAAAGACAGCACAGCCCCCCAGCGUGUCCCUGUCGCCUCCCCCUCCGCCCACAACAUCAGCAGCAGUGGUGGAGCCCCAGACCGAACUAAUUUUCCCCGGGGUGUGUCCAGUCGAAGCACCUUCCACGCUGGGCAGCUCCGGCAGGUGCGGGACCAGCAGAAUUUGCCCUACGGUGUGACCCCAGCCUCUCCCUCUGGCAACAGCCAGGGCCGGCGGGGGGCCUCGGGGAGCAUCUUCAGCAAAUUCACCUCCAAGUUUGUACGCAGAAAUCUGUCUUUCAGGUUUGCCAGAAGGAACCUGAAUGAACCUGAAAGCAAAGACCGAGUGGAGACGCUCAGACCUCACGUGGUGGGCAGCGGCGGCAACGACAAAGACAAGGAGGAGUUUCGGGAGGCCAAGCCCCGCUCACUUCGCUUCACGUGGAGCAUGAAGACCACGAGCUCCAUGGAGCCCAACGAGAUGAUGCGGGAGAUCCGCAAGGUGCUGGACGCAAACAGCUGCCAGAGCGAGCUGCACGAGAAGUACAUGCUGCUGUGCAUGCACGGCACGCCGGGCCACGAGAACUUCGUGCAGUGGGAGAUGGAGGUGUGCAAACUGCCUCGGCUCUCUCUCAACGGUGUUCGAUUUAAGCGGAUAUCGGGCACCUCCAUGGCCUUCAAAAACAUUGCCUCCAAAAUAGCCAACGAGCUUAAGCUUUAACAGGCUGCCAGGAGUGGGGGGCGAAGGAGGCGGCCAGCUGGACUUAGCUGCUGGGGCCGGCGCUCCGCCCGCCCGGGCCGGACUGCAGAGAUGGAUUGGUGUGUCUCCCCUGCUGGCACUUCUCCCCUCCCCGCCCGUCUCAGUUUUUUCUUCCAUGUUUGUGGGGGCCGGGAGAUGGUUCUCGCCCCCACCACGGUUACCCUGCCCAGAUCGUCCCCCUCCCCCCCUCUCUCCCGCAGGAGGCGAAGGAAGGGGAGGGAGGGGUGGGGGGCGGGGCUCCCCCUCGGUACUGCGGUUGCACAGAGUAUUUCGCCUAAACCAAGAAAUUUUUUAUUACCAAAAAGAAAAAAGAAAAAAAAAAAAAAUCCCAGCGGCCACCUUUCCUCCCUGCCCCAUUGGGACAGUCGAGACUGGAUCUGCGGGGUUUCCCGGGAGGGUGGCUCAGGGCUGGAACACUCUCAGGCAAGAGUGGUGGAGUUCCCUGUUAGGCCCUCCGCCAGGCCCACUUUGGGCUUCUCCCCUCUCCUCUCCUCCUUCCCCUCCAAGUAAACCACCAGAGGUGGCCUUGCCCUGACCUCAGGCCCCUGGGCUGGAGGCCUGGGCGGCGGGGGGCUGGGGGUGGGGGUGCCGCGCAGCCCUGAAGCCGUGGGGCUGGCGGCUGCUCUGGGGCUGGCAGGCUGGGCGCGGGGCUCCGGCCUCCCUCCACACUGUAUCCUCUGCCCCUCCUUCCCCAGAGCUGGGCAUUUCCUUCCACAAGCUGCUGUGGGGACUUUUGUUCCCCUCCUCAAAAAGUCUGUGCCAUCUUCUCCCACCCCCUCCUGGGUAGAAGGCGGGGCUGACCCCAGGGCUGGGAGAGGGGAGGGGACUGCAGGGCAGAUGGGCUCCUCGGCCCCCAGGGGGCCGCCUGGGCUGCUAGUCUCCGGAACAGGGACGCUGGGCAUUCUCCGUUCUGGGAGAGCCUUUGUCUGAAAGCACAGCCCCCCACGCCGUUCCUCUCCCCACUGCUCCCCUUCGUUGGCAUUAAUCUGGGCACCAGCUAGUUCCAUAGCAGUGACUUCCCUCACCACUCAUCUCUUGGCCUUGCCUUUUCUUCCUCACACUGUCACCCCUCCUCUCAGGAGACACUGCCCCGGGGCCUCCGCGGGAGGCUGGAUAGGGCAGCAGGGCCGGGGAGCCUCUGCUCUCGGCGGCGGGGUGGGGGACCGAUAGGCCAAGUGACUCCCAGCUCGCUAACCUCCGCAGCCAGCGUGGGAGUGGCUGGUUAUGGGCGCUUGGCUGGUGGCAGCCGCUGCAUCCCUUAAUUUAUUUCUCUGCUGUCUCUGUUCUUGAGAAAUUGGGGGAGAGGUCCUGAACAGAGGCUGCCUCUACCCUCACCUGAGUUGUACAUUUUUUUGUGAUGGGUUUUAUUUUUUAUUUUAUUAUUUUAUUUUUUUUUUCUUUUUUUGAUUUAUGAUGACUCCACCCCUACUCAUCACCCCCACUCCCAGGCCUGGCUCCCCGGCAAGUUGAGCCCUUGGGUCCCAGGAAGGGGCCCCGCCAACCUCAGCCCUCCUGCCCCAAGCCCUAAGACUGUGGGCUCGACUGUGGGCUCCGGCUCCUACCAAGGGCUCUCCCUCCCUCCCUCCCUCUCUCCCUCCCCUGCCCUAUGGAACAGCCCGGGUGCUCCGAGGGGCCGGGAGGGCAAGGCUUGGCUCCCAAAGGGGGUGGUGGCUGGGGGGGGGCUCCCAGGCAAGGUGGCCCCUCCCCACCCAGCCCCCCUUCCUGCACUUAGUUUUUCCUCUGGAUCAAACACGUAAUAAAGAGAAUGUUUGGAAUC
Sus scrofa (pig) is the source of this 4407-nucleotide messenger RNA. RefSeq names its product microtubule affinity regulating kinase 2 (gene MARK2). Gene Ontology annotation, molecular function: ATP binding; tau-protein kinase activity. NCBI's taxonomy places the organism in Eukaryota, Metazoa, Chordata, Mammalia, Artiodactyla, Suidae. The record is from RefSeq and is a predicted model, not a curated record. Gene Ontology annotation, cellular component: cytoplasm. Gene Ontology annotation, biological process: microtubule cytoskeleton organization; protein phosphorylation; intracellular signal transduction.